UAUGUUGUUAGAACUACCAGUAUAGCACACUUUCUAUGUAUUUUACAAUGUCAAUCUCCAACAUCCCAUGUUCGUUUGUGGGAUGUUAAAUUAAGUCUCAAAAUGUCUCUGUUAUUCUACCCCUUCUCUUCCCCUUCUCUCCGGCUCUCUCCCGGCUCCGCCCCUCAGGCCUUCUGCGAUUGGAGGAGCUAGUGCGGCGCUUCCUGAUCUCCAGGGAGACGCUGUCAAUCAGGAUGCUGGAUGACAGCCUGGAUCCCACCCCUCUGCUGAAGGAGAUACGAGACGACAAGGUGGCCACCAUCAUCAUCGACGCCAACGCCUCCAUCUCCUACCUCAUCCUCAAAAAGGCAUCAGAGUUGGGGAUGACAUCAGCGUUUUACAAGUACAUCCUCACCACCAUGGACUUCCCCCUGCUGAGGCUGGAUGACAUAGUCGAUGACCAGUCCAACAUCAUAGGGUUCUCCAUGUUCAACACCACCCACCCGUUUUACCUGGAGUUCAUCAGGAGUCUCAACCUGUCCUGGAGGGAGGGCUGUGAUCUCAUCUACCCCGGGCCUGCGUUGUCGUCAGCGUUGAUGUUUGACGCGGUGCACGUUGUGGUGGGGGCGGUGAGGGAGCUCAACAGGAGUCAGGAGAUUGGAGUCAAACCUCUUAGCUGCACCUCUCCUCAGAUCUGGCAACACGGCACCAGCCUCAUGAACUACCUACGCAUGGUGGAGUAUGAUGGUCUGACAGGCCAUGUGGAGUUCAACAGUAAAGGACAGAGGACCAACUACACCCUGAGGAUUCUGGAGAAACACCGCAGGGGUCACAGAGAGAUUGGUAUCUGGUACUCCAACAACACACUGGCUAUGAACGCCACCAGUCUGGACAUCAACGUCUCGGAGACACUGGCCAACAAGACCCUCAUCGUCACCACCAUACUGGUGAGGUCAAACCCUAUAUCGUAACCACCAUACUGGUGA
Molecule: messenger RNA, 965 nt
Organism: Salvelinus sp. IW2-2015
Lineage: Eukaryota; Metazoa; Chordata; Actinopteri; Salmoniformes; Salmonidae
Product: glutamate receptor ionotropic, kainate 5-like
Biological process (GO): modulation of chemical synaptic transmission; synaptic transmission, glutamatergic
Cellular component (GO): presynaptic membrane; postsynaptic density membrane; kainate selective glutamate receptor complex
Molecular function (GO): transmitter-gated monoatomic ion channel activity involved in regulation of postsynaptic membrane potential; kainate selective glutamate receptor activity
Source: RefSeq, a predicted model, not a curated record